This is a messenger RNA of Bufo gargarizans (Asiatic toad), 3708 nucleotides long. Its product is annotated as caspase-1-B-like. Bases 107 to 1300 code for a protein of 397 amino acids. The transcript is spliced from 10 exons. Gene Ontology annotation, molecular function: cysteine-type endopeptidase activity. The record is from RefSeq and is a predicted model, not a curated record. NCBI's taxonomy places the organism in Eukaryota, Metazoa, Chordata, Amphibia, Anura, Bufonidae. Gene Ontology annotation, biological process: proteolysis; regulation of apoptotic process.
CCAGACGUGGCACGCCCUGCUUCUACAGCCCAGAUGUAAGUUCUGCACUUCCUGCACACAGAGGCUUCAGCUGCACGCUGUGGACAGUGCUGGCGGUCUUUUCUAGAUGGCGGAGAUCGUCAAAAAAUUUCGACGAGAGUUAAUAAAUCGGUGCAGUGAACCACUUAUAAAAGGUUUGCUAGAUGAUUUGCUUCAUGAAGACAUACUCGGACCGGAUGAGGUGGAACAUAUCAAUCAAUGUAACCUUAACCGUGCAAACAAAUGUCGGGAUCUGAUUGAUAUAGUGAUAAAUAAGGGAAACUACAGCUGCAAUGUACUUCUCCAAAGAAUCACACAAAGGGAUCGGAUUCUUAGUGAAGAUAUCGGGAUAACAGGUACAGCAGCACUUCCAUUACCGACACAGGAAGCCAUCCCACCAGCACCUGAAGAACCCCCUCUGACAAAACAAGAAAAAUCCAGCCAGCAAGAAAUUAACGGAAUCACACCGAGCUCACACGAAGAAUUCGUAGAAAUAAUGAAUAAAGAAAAAGAUAUAUAUCCUAUACGACAGAAGGGCAACCGAAAACGCUUGGCUUUGAUUAUUUGCAAUAUUAAGUUUAAUGAUAAAACUAUUACGGAGCGGAAAGGGGCAAACUUUGACAUUGACGGAAUGGGGGAACUAUUAAAAGGAUUUGACUAUGAUGUACAAUUCGAAACUAAUCUGACAGCUGAGGAGAUGAAAGCCACAAUGAAGACUUUUGCUGCUCGCAGUGAUCACAAAGACUCGGACAGCACCUUCCUGGUUUUUAUGUCUCAUGGAGAAAGAAACAUCAUUUAUGGGACCGAUUUUAAAAGAGAAUACAUAGAAGGCCAGGAAAGAUUGACCGGUGACGUCCAUGUUGAUGCUAUCCAUGAUACCUUCAAUAACCUAAACUGCCCAGGACUGCGGGAUAAACCAAAAAUAAUCCUUAUCCAGGCUUGUCGAGGACAUAAUAAAAGCCGGCAAUUGGUCAGUGACAGUUCUCAGCCGUCCCCAAGCAAACAAGAAGACCUAGAAGAUGAUGGUAUGCGCAUGAUUCUGAAGGAGACGGACUUGAUCUGCUUCUAUUCAACAACACCAGAUACUCUUUCUUAUAGAGAUACCCUAAAAGGCACCUUUUUUAUUCAACGUGUAAUUGACAUCAUGAAAAAAGAUGCUCACAAUUCAUCUAUAGAAGAUAUCUUUCGAAAGGUUCAACUCUCAUUCAAGGAUGAUUGGCAAAUGCCAACACAGGAUAGAAAGACCCUUCUGAAGAAAUUCUUUCUGUUCCCGGGAUAUUAACAUUUCCUAGGACCAUUUUAUACAUUCCUUUAUUUUCUUAUUUUUUUUUUUAUUUCAUAUAUUCAAAGAUACACAUAUUAUACUUACUGUAUAUUUCAACAAUUGUACAGGGAAAAAAGGAACCUGAAGAAGGGGAAAUUGUCAACUUGGAUUCACCGAGCACCAGCAUUUUAAAGGGGUUGGCCCAAGACUUAAACUUAUCACCUAUCCACAGGAUAGGUGCUAAAUUUCUGAUCUGUUUGAAUCCAAUCGCUUGGAUCCUAACCGUUCAUGAGAACAGGGGUGUCCAAGUCCCCUGUAUAGAUGGAGCUUAAUUCAACUCUGGUAGUCCAUAAAGUUGAAUUGAUUGCUGGAAGUUCGAGCACUGGGACACCCCAUGAUCAUGAGAAGUUCCAUGUUUGAAUGGAAUACUAGUUUCAGCAUAUGCACCACCAAUCCAUUCAACUUCAUGGCAAACUUUAAUCAAGCUCCAUCCAUACAGGGGUCCUGGACACCUCAGUUUUCAUGAAUGGUUGGGGUCAAUGGUCAGAAACUUAUCAACUAUCCUCUGAAUAGAUGAUAAGCUUCAAUAUUGGGCUAACCCUAGAUCUCAGGUAUUUCUGUCCAAUAUUUCCAUAUAUCCCUAACUAACUCCCGCACCGAUCUCCUAAACGGAGCUCCAAAAGUGGUGGAGGACGCACUGUGCAUGCUCAGCCACCCUCUAUUCAUUUAUAUGGGGCUGCCGAAAAUAGCCGAGUGCUGGCUCGGCUAUUUCGGUCGGGCCCAUAGAAGUGAAUCGGAGUGGUGGCCGGUCAUGUGCGGUGCGCUCCCAUUCACUUCUAUGGGGAGAGCGAUUGGGGGUGGCCGGAUCGGAGUCCUCCAGCCACCACUUUGCCUGCUCCGUUUUCGAUAUAGGUGCGGAACUCGCACCUAUCAGACAAUGGUGGCAUAUCUAUAGCGAUAUGCCCUCAUUGUCUCAGAUGAGGCAACCCUUUAAAAGGCAAAGCCUAUUUUAGCCUUAGAAUUCAGCCCCAUUUUUGAAAUCUGACAUGUGUCACUUUAUGUAGUAAUAACUUGGGCCGCUGUUUUCUGGCUCCCAAAAGGACCUUGAUAAUAACUUCCUGGAACUCCAGAAAGGUCCCUCUCUAGGCUGUAUAUAAACGAAGCACAAAUUAAUUAAAAAGGGCCAACUACCAGUUUUUUAAUAGUAGGUCAUUGUUUUGCACAUGGUGCGGUACAGUUUCAGGACCUGAUCCGAGCGAUCCACCCCUCCCAUGUACCAAUUAUAAUUGAGGAUCUGGCUUCAUGGUUGUAUCUGACACACAAAAGGUUUUCACUGCAAAGGGCUCUGCUAUCAGCCCCUGGCUAGCGGUUGCCCAAGCUGUAAUUUAAGACGUCUUUAUUACUUAUCCUUGUGCCACAUUCCACAGUUCCUCUGUUAGAAAGGUUCUUGAAUAAAGGCACACUUGUGUAGAAAUUAUACAAAUGAAAAUUUUUGUCCAGGAGUGGGGAAUCAUUUCUCCCACACAAUUAUUCGCAGCAGUACCCAUGAGGAGGAAGAGGGGGCAUUAUUUAGUAAAAUAAGCUGCACCGUGUGCAAAUUGGCCUAGGCAACUGUUAAUCAAUCAGAAAAAAAUAUCUUUAAAAAUCUAAUUGUCUUCAUCAAAUUGUAUUUAUACCUGAGUUCCCAGAGAAUUUAGGGAACAGGUGUUAAUCAUGUGGGGUCAGUUCUGGGAUGCCUCCUUGGAGGUUAGUCACAGUCGCUACCGGAUGACAAGGAGGACUAAAAUAAUGAUGGACCAUCUUUGCUAGCAGACUCUGUAUCGGGAGCGACAAUGGCAUAGGACUCUUCCGUUGUAUACGUUCUGUUGGUUUUGAGUAGUGUCAAGUAAAAAGAAUUGUGUAAAAAUUGGAUGAUGUACAAAAAAUUGUGCUGCACCAAUUAGGUAGAAUAACAUGUGCGCUAUAAAAUACAGUAUAUGCUAGCUAGCCUACUAUUACUUUUUUUAUUAUAAUUUUUUUAGUUUUUUUACAAAAAAAAUAAGGCGGUGAAGGGAUCACAGGAGAUUUUUAUCGUGUGGGUGCAAUGCGUUUUGCACACGCGUGAUAAAAAACUGAAUGUAGACAAACAACAUCUCUUAGCAACCUAGCGACAAGAACCUAGCACAACAUUUGAUAUAAUGCAGGGCUCGACAAAUCCCAGGUCGCCAUGGCGAUCAGGAAUUUGGUCCUGGCGCUUGGGUAUUUGUCAGCCCAUUUUCAAAGGUGCAAGGGCGACGGGUGCGGAGUGCCGGAGGGGGGCCCGUUCUGUCCGGAGGCAGCAGGAGUGGAGAUGAGCGCCUCCAUUGUGGAAGCGCUUAUCUCCAUAUUCAUCUGUAUCGCCGUCCUCAGGACAGCAAUACAGAUGAAUGGUGCGGAGGAGCAGGGGA